CAUCGAAGAAGAAAAAAAAUGAAAACCAUCCACAAAAAUUCGAUUAGCUGUCCAUUUUGGUGUUUCAUGAUUUAAUUUUUUUGUUUUCUUACAAUAAAUCAAGUGUUUAGGUCAUCUUAAUCACUUUAUUGGAAGAAUUGCAUUCCAUUUAUCCGUUGAAGAUUUGCAAUCGUCAGCAGCGAAAAUGGACGAUUUGAUUACCCUGAUCCGGACGGAAAUCCCCGAGGGAAGGCAAAACCUGCAGGAAAGUUACACUAAUUUGGAGCGGGUGGCCGAGUAUUGCGAGGACACUUACUACCGUUCUGACAAUAAGAAAGCUUCCCUGGAGGAAACGAAAAACUACACCACUCAGUCUUUGGCCAGCGUUGCUUACCAGAUCAACACGUUGGCGUACAACUUUCUUCAGCUGAUGGAUCUUCAGGCCACUCAGAUGGCCGAAAUGGAGUCCCAGAUGAAUCAUAUAUCUCAAACGGUGAUGAUCCACAAAGAAAAGGUAGCAAGAAGAGAGAUAGGCGUCUUGACGGCCAACAAAGUCAGCACGAGGCAGUACAAGAUCGUUGCACCGUUGAAUCCGGAGAAGCCUAUUAAGUACGUAAGGAAACCCAUCGAUUACGGUUUGUUGGACGAGAUCGGCCACGGAAUAGCACUGACCAACAACAACCAAAAGAAGCAUCGCAUCUCAAGUCAGGGAUCCGUUCAAUCCUUAUCGGUGAACAAUAUUUCCGUUGGUCCACCUCCGACAACGAAGCCUCCAACGCCUCCCCAAAUGACUCGCAGUGCUGGACAUACUGGGACGCUUGGGAAGAACGCCAGCAAUACCGGAACACUGGGCAAAUCAUCGAGAGAGUAUCGUACACCACCGGUUGUUAUUCCUCCGCAAGUACCAUCGCAUUACGCACCGAACUUCCCAGUUGGACAUCCUCGGCGUACUUCUGGUUCUGGUGGCGGCGGCGGUGAACGUGGUCCAGGCUACAGCGCUCUUCCAAUGCCCAUGCCACCGAGUCAGAUUGCAAUGCACCAUCCACCGCAAAUAGGAAUGGUACAUCCGAUGUCCACAACUCAGCACCAGUCUACAUUCGAUGAACGCAACAGUAUGCCACCGCCGCCGUCUCCUCUGACCGUAACGCAUGAGAUGCCUGACCACGGCCACAUAGGAAUGCACACGCUGAGUCGAAACAUGCCUCGUCCAGGGUCCCAAUCGCCACCACUGCCGCCACCUCCUCCGCCAGAGGAGUCCGACCAUGCCGACUUUGGCCGACCCAGGAACACUCAGAGCUUGGUGGCAGCGAUCGUUCCGGACGAUCAGAAUCUACCUGGUUGGGUACCGAAGAACUACAUCGAAAAGGUGGUCGCCAUUUACGACUACUACGCCGAUAAGGACGACGAGUUGAGCUUCCAGGAAAGCUCGGUGCUGUACGUGCUGAAGAAAAACGACGACGGAUGGUGGGAAGGCGUCAUGGAUGGUGUUACGGGAUUGUUCCCGGGGAAUUAUGUUGAACCAUGCGUAUAAAAUAUUAAGCGUCUGUUUUUCUUUCAGAUCUUUAUCCGAAUAAUAUUUAAUAUAAUACACGUAUUAUAAUGCUUUUUAGUUUCCUUUAUAUAAAUUAUCGAUGCCCGGAUAUAUUAUAGCAUUUGAAUGUAUUGCAGCAUUAAUUAAAAACCUAUAUCGGAAUAAACGUUAGACAGUCAUCAAAAUCUCAGAAAGACGCUCAUCGGAGUUCAAACAAA
Aedes aegypti (yellow fever mosquito) is the source of this 1728-nucleotide messenger RNA. It is a transcript of the gene Abi, whose product is annotated as abl interactor 2. The transcript has 5 exons. Lineage: Eukaryota; Metazoa; Arthropoda; Insecta; Diptera; Culicidae. The record is from RefSeq and is a predicted model, not a curated record. Gene Ontology annotation, molecular function: SH3 domain binding. Bases 185 to 1510 code for a protein of 441 amino acids.